CAAGGCGAACACAAGUGUUCAUUGACGUGCGUCAGCUGUGAGCGAGAGUUGAUGGUGAAAACUAGACACGAGUGUGUCUGGUUUUCGCAAAGAGUUGGAUUUUUUUGUGCUAAAUCAAUAAAAAUGUGAGAAAUUUCUAAGAAUGAAACAUCCAGGCGAGGUUGAACGACUACAAGAAGGAUCGGAAAUUAUCUAUCAUGUUUUAUAUGAUGAUGAGGAUGAAUUACAAGACGAUCCUUCUUGUGUUGACUAUCACUGUAAUUAAUUAUAUAUUUACAUCAUGGAACAACUGCGGGAGCAAUAUUCUCAACAGAACGAAGGUUCGUAGGGAUCGUCUUAUUAGUGAAUCUGGGUAUCAGGAAAUUGAUUGUAAUAUUAAUGGAGAGUACUUAAUAGGUUGUAGGAGAGAAGGGGAUGAAGUUUACAUCCCAUUUUCAUUUAUUCAUAAGUACUUCGAGGUUUAUGGCAAGCUUGCUACUUACGAUGGAUUGGAGAGAUUCGAAUGGUUACACAGUUACUCUAAAAUAGUAAGACCCAAAUCUAAAUAUGAUCCUCGUGGUGUAUUCAUGACCUUUGAGAAUUACAAUGUAGAAGUACGUGAACGAGUCAAGUGUGUAAGUGGAAGUGAUGGAGUUCCUAUGUCAACACAAUGGGAAAGUCAGGGGUAUUAUUAUCCAACACAAAUAGCUCAAUUUGCCUUAUCGCAUUAUAGUAAAAAUCUAACUGAACCAGAACCACAUAGGAAAAUAAUUGAAGAUGCUGAUAAAGUGAAGCAAGAGUGGACUGUGCCACAAGGAUCAGUAAUGAAGAGAAGUUAUGAUACACAGACAAAUUCUCAUGUGUUAAGGUUUGCAACACCAGAAACUAGUUCAUCAGGAAUAUCUUUACCUUUGGAUCAUGUUUUAUCAUUUGUAUUGAAGUUGGAUCUUAGCAUAAAAGACAAUGGAAGUAUUACAGUUGUAAUGCAGCAUCGAGAGAGGAAAGACUCUUAUUUUCUUCAUUACACGACAAGUAGUAUUAUCCUUCACACGAACAACAAUCACAUUUAUUACGGAAUAGGGCAAACUAAUAAUCAGUGGAGACGAUUAACUCGAGAUUUAGUGGUAGAUUUACAAAAGGGUUUAAGUAUAAAUGAGAAAGGGAAGAAAAAAAUGUCUAGAAGUAAAUUAAAAGUAAUAAAAAUUCUCCUUUAUGGCUCUGGGAGGAUUGAUAAUGUGACUUUAUCUACCAGUGAACAUAUGGAACAAUUUUAUGAUGCUGCAAAAUGGUUUGUAGUGAACCAAAACGUGACAUCGGGCGGAUGGCCUAAUCCCGUGAGGCGAAAAGUUGCCAGUAAUAUGGAGAUCUUAGAGCCUGGAUGGUACUCAGCAAUGGGUCAAGGACACGCUAUAUCUGUGUUAGCACGAGCCUAUUAUCACUCGGGUGAUGAGAAGUACUUACAGGCAGCUGUGAGAGGUCUAAAACCCUUCAGAAUUCCAUCUGAGAAAGGCGGAGUUGCUGCUUACUUCCUGGAUAAAUUUGUAUGGUAUGAGGAAUAUCCAACGACACCUUCUUCAUUCAUUCUCAAUGGGUUUAUUUACUCUCUCAUCGGACUCUAUGAUCUUAAGUGUAUUGCAAGCAGCAAAGAUGCAGAUGAAGCUAAAGAACUUUUUGAUAAAGGAAUGAUAUCUUUAAAAAAUAUGUUGACACUUUUUGAUACUGGCUCUGGCACUACUUAUGACUUACGUCAUUUUACUUUAAAGAGUGCGCCAAAUUUAGCGCGAUGGGAUUAUCAUUCUACGCACAUUAAUCAAUUACUCCUUCUUAAUACUAUUGAUAAUGAUGAAAUUUUUAUGAAUACUGCUGAAAGAUGGAUUGGUUACAUGAAUGGUAAAAAAGCCGCACAUAAUUGAUAAUAUUGUGAAACGAAGUGAAUAGCAACAAUAAUCGCAUGGAUUAUAUUUUCGGGUUAUUAAAUUUUUGGAUCAUGAACUGAAUAAUUUGUAAAUGUUUAGGAUAAUUGUGAAAGUGGAUGAUAACAAAAUUAUUAUUUCUAUUCACUCCAUUUUACUAUUGUGAAAAUGAGUUUUAGAGCUUCGAUUUUUACCAUUUUCUAUUUUUAAAAUUGUGGUAUAUCUAAUGCCAAUUUAUCAAGCCCGUACUCUAUCUCCACUCUUUUUAUUCUCCGGAGAAUCGGGAUAUCUUUGAUAGAAGAAUAUGAAUAAUCUACUAUUGAUUUAUUAUGACGCAAAUGCGUAUUAUAUUGGACAUUGACGAUAAAUUUUUAGUACCUAAAAAAAAAGAGAAAAUGAAAAAUAAAAAAAAAAAAGUACGGCUCGUCCGUUCAGUGCCAGAAUUUUUCUAAAACUACUACUGCGGCAAAGAACGAAACGAAAAUAUUUAUUUGUCAAAUCAAUACAAUUCUGAAGCAGAAAAGGGGAAUAAGUUGUAUGGUAAAGUUUAGUUAGAGAGUUUAAAAAUUGUUUCAUUAUUGUGUUAUAUUUAUUUACUACAAAGUAACUCUAUGAAAAGUUUCCCAGUGAUAACGAUAUUUAUUAUUUAUUUUAGUAGAUAUUUUUAUUGAGUUCAAUUCGCAUUUGAGUUUAAAAACUAUCUUUAUUAAAAUUUUUCUUCCAUGUUAUUAUUUAAAGCUAACUUUUUAAACAUGAAUUUUAAAGAGGAUUAUAUAUUACGUCAGCACUUAUGAAUAUUUAGUGUUAUCGUAGAGUUGUUGAUUUUUAUUAAUUUAUUCUUCUUUUUUCGCUUCAAAACAAAUUUAUUGAAUUGAAGAGGACCAUUUCCUCAUGUGAGAAAAUUUUUUUUGCAUCACUUCAUUUAAGAUCUAAGCUGAGAAUAUAAAUACUAAACUUAUUUAUAAAUCUAAAUAGAUUUUUUAACAAAUGCUUUUAUUUCUAAUAGAAAAAAAAAACAAAAUGCUUGUUAGAAACUAGAGUAUUUCUAUCCGAGAAAAGAAGCUUAGUGGAACAGGGUAGCGCAUAUUGUAAUGGUGAUAAUAGUAAACAAUAUUAACUAUAAUAUUUUUUUAGAGUUGGAAAAUACCUAAAAAGCUCAUAAAUGAUAACCUUAUAAAGAAAAAUAAUGAUGAAAUAACAUUUGUUAAAACUACAAGUUUUUUAUUGAUUGUGAGCUCGACGAAUUGUGAAUUUAAGUACAUUCCGUUAUAUUUAUAGCCAUGUAUGUGGCUUAAUGAAAUUUAUUUAUAUUGAAAGAUAUAACUUAUUAAUAUAAUUUAUAAAUUAUAAAUAAUUUUACAGCAUUAAUAACGAAUAUUCAAUAUUUAUUAUAGAACGAAAAACAAUAAUGAUAAUAACGAUAUCUGAUGGCAUAAUUAAAAAAAGUCGAGACUAUAUCGAUUGAAAAUAGUGUCAAUAAUAAAAAGAAUUUAAUGAAAAUCAUUAGAUUUUUGUCAGUUUGUCUCAGGAUUUUACAUUUUGAACUCAUUAAUGAGUUAAAAAUAUUAAUAUAAAUAUGUAGAUAGUUUUAAAUACUUAUAUAAUUAUGACAAUAUUGAAUGAAGACAAAUUUUCAUAAGGUGUCAAGGACUAAAGCAAGACAAAUUCUUUUGUCCUAAUUUAUGAUUAAAUCAUCAAUUAUGAAUUUCGUAAUUAAUAUAAUUAUUAUUAAUUAGGACUUUUGCGCUUGCUAGUAUAAAUUUAUAAAAAUUAGUAUUUUGCCUCAAUUAUCUGAUGUAAGAGAAUGAAAGAAUGACAAUUAGUGAAAAAUAAGAAAAAGGAACGAUUGUGAAUGAAGUUUACAUGAUUCAUUAGUUAAGAAAAUUCUAUUUCUAAUUUAUAAUUUUUGUAAAGAAUAACAUACUUUGGUAAUUGUGUCGAUAAAUUCACACACAAUAUUCAUUUUCAUAUUUCAAUUUUAAAAUCAUUAAAGGUGUGAGGAUUCAUCUGUACUAUUACCAAUACUUUUUCAUGAAAGACAACACAUAUUUAGAUAAAUUCCUGUAGAAGACGAGCUAUAUUUAACUACUUUACAAUUAGUUGUCAAGAUAAAACUAGUGCUAUCAUUAUAUACCUGCAGUCAUGGUCAACAGAUUAUGUUAAAUGCUUUGAAUGCUUGUGAUUCACUAUUAAUUCAUUGUAACAUCAUUCAAUAUUUCUUAUUUUUAUUUUAAUUCAUAAAAUGGCCUGCUUGAAUAUAAACAUUAACUUCAAUACAAUAUAUUGUAGUUAAAAAAAAUGGUGUACUUAAAUAAUUAACUUUCGGACAGUUUUAUUGGUAUUAAAAAAAAAUUCUGUGAUAAUAAAUCAUGUGCGAGCAUUCAAAGUAAAUGAAUUGUGGCUUGGUUUGUUUUUACUGAUACUACAACGUAUCGUAGAAGAUUAUCAGUCGAUGAUUUAUUUCGACCAAUGCUGUAAAUUCUGGAAGGCUUAUAAAUAGUUAUAUUGAACUAUUUAUUGAACCUUGUAAAUCAUACGCUUAGCAAAUGCUGCUUUGUGGUGUAGUAAAAUGCCAACUUAGAUACCUAUAUUUAUCGUAAAGUGUAUACUGUAAACAUCUAAAAACUUGUCUAAUUAUUUUCGCUACUGAAUAUAUAUGGAGAGAGUAAUUUAAAUAAAGAAAAAUCGCUCAUACUUGAUUGAGAGAGUGCAAAAUAAGUGAUAAA
Chelonus insularis is the source of this 4618-nucleotide messenger RNA. It is a transcript of the gene Hsepi, whose product is annotated as D-glucuronyl C5-epimerase. Gene Ontology annotation, molecular function: heparosan-N-sulfate-glucuronate 5-epimerase activity. Gene Ontology annotation, biological process: heparan sulfate proteoglycan biosynthetic process. The record is from RefSeq and is a predicted model, not a curated record. Gene Ontology annotation, cellular component: Golgi apparatus. The transcript has 4 exons. The coding region runs from base 198 to 1892 and encodes 564 amino acids. NCBI's taxonomy places the organism in Eukaryota, Metazoa, Arthropoda, Insecta, Hymenoptera, Braconidae.